CGCGGGACGGCCGCCGCGGAGAUCCCGCAGGCUGGCGGAGCGGAGGUGGCCCGUCGGCGCUGGACCAUGGUGCUGUGAGGGCGCGCCGCGCUCCCCGCCCAGCCCCGCGAUGCGCGCCGUGCCCCGCGCCGUGCCCCGCGCCGUGCCCCUGGCCGCGCUCCUGCUCUGCCUCCUCCCGCAGCAGCCGGGCAGCGGCCGCGCCUGGGACCAGCACGCCCCGCGCCUUCGCCUCGCCUACAGAGAUCUGCUGAAAUCCAACAGCUCUCGCCUGUUGCUGGCCUCAGGGGAUGGGCUGGCUUUCCAAGCCCUCUUGGUGGAUGAAGACAGGGCAUGGCUGAUGGCGGGAGCAAAAGAUCACAUCUUCCUGCUCCACCUGGACCAUCCGGGCAGAGAGCCAGAGAAGAUUUUCUGGCCAGCCCCCAGGGAGCAGGUGGAGCAUUGUCAGCUGGCGGGGAAGAACGUGGAGACAGAGUGUGCCAACUUCAUCCGCCUCCUGCAGCCCUUCAACAGGAGCCACGUAUUCGCCUGUGGGACCGGCUCCUACCAACCCGUCUGUGCCUUCAUCCAGCUGGGAGCCAGGGGCAAGGGUCCCGGGGCUCCCACCAUGCGGCUGGUGACCAGCUCCUUGGAGUCGGGGCGAGGACGGUGCCCGUACAGCCCCCACGAACCCUUCACGGGCCUCCUCGUUGAUGGGGAGCUGUAUUCGGGCACCUCCAGUGACUUCAUGGGCAGCAGUGCUGCCUUCUUCCGCACCUGGGUGCACGGGGCCGAGCAGAGCUACAUCCGCACGGAGCAGAACCAGGACCACUGGCUGCAUGAGCCCGUGUUUGUCGGUGCCUUCACCAUCCCUGAUACCUACAACCCCCACGAUGACAAGGUCUACAUCUUCUUCCGUGAGACGGCCACAGAAGCCGGGCAGUGGGAGCGGCGGCACAUCCACGCCAGGGUGGCCCGGGUCUGCAAGAAUGAUGUUGGUGGGAAGCGAGGCCUCAUCAACCGCUGGAGCACCUUCCUCAAGGCACGCCUGGUGUGCUCCAUCCCCGGGCCCCAGGGCACUGAGACCCACUUUGACCAGCUUGAGGAUGUUUUUCUCCUGCACACCCGGGACCCCCAGAACCCCCUCCUCUUUGGCCUCUUCACAGUCUCCAGCGGGGUCUUCAGCGGCUCCGCCGUCUGCGUCUACUCCAUGGCUGCCGUGAGAGCCGCCUUCAGCGGCCCCUUCGCACACAAGGAGGGAUUCGACUACCGCUGGGUAGAAUACAAGGGCCGUGUUCCCUACCCCCGUCCUGGCAUGUGCCCCAGCGAGACGUACGACCCGCUCCUGCAGUCCACCAAGGACUUCCCCGACGAGCUGAUCAGCUUCAUGCGCAGCCACCAGCUGAUGUGGGAGCCCGUGUACCCGCAGGGCCGCCGGCCCGUCCUGGCCAGGGUCAACGUGCCCUAUCGGCUGCGGCGGCUGCUGGUGCACAGGAUGGACACCGAGAGCCGCCCCUUCCACGUGCUCUUCCUUGGCACAGACCAAGGGAAGGUGCUGAAGGUGGGGCUGGCCGGGGCCGUGGGCCGUGGUGGCCCCGAGGUGAUCAGCCUGGAGGAGAUCAGCGUCACUAAGGUGCCUUCUCCCAUCCUGGACAUGAAGUUAUCCCCAAAAAGGCAGGAGCUGUUUGUGAGCAGCACCCACGGGCUGCUCCAGCUGUCUCUGUACCGCUGCGAGCUCUAUGGCAAAACCUGCACUGACUGCUGCCUGGCCAGGGACCCCCUGUGCACCUGGGACGGCAGGGCCUGCGCCCCACACCUCCUCACCGAGAAGAGGCGUGCCCGCUGCCAGGACGUGCUGAAGUCAGACCCGCUCAGCCAGUGCCAGGACACUGCAGAAGGGACCGCUGCUGUGGAGAAGCUGGUUUAUGGAGUGGAGAAGAACUCGACGUUCCUGGAGUGCCUGGCGCGCUCCCCACAGACCACUGUGCGGUGGCUGGUGCGUGGGGAGGAGACGGGCCCGAGCGAGGUCAGGAACGACGGCCGCUUCUCGGUGCUGGAGCAAGGGCUGCUGAUCCGGCAGCUGGCGAGGGAGGACGCGGGCACCUACGAGUGCCAGGCCAUGGAACGGUCCUUCUCCCGGCCUCUCACCCGAUACAGCCUCCGUGUCAUCAGGCACGAGGCCAUGGAGGUGCCACCCUACAGACAAAGCAAAGGGGCCGAGCUCGGAGGGACCCACCAGAGCCCCCGGCCUCGAACUGACCUGCACCCGGGCUACAAGGGCUUCCCACGGGCCCUGGGGGCACCGGGCACCAGCCUGGACGCCUACUGCAACGCGCUGCGGCACCAGGAGAGGCAGCGGCACAGAGCCUGGCACCACAAAUGGCAGCACCCGGCCCCGGACGGCAGGACCGGGCGCGUGCGGAGGCAGCCGCAGCCCCUGUGACGGGGCACAGCGCCCGGGGCUGCCCCUGCUCCCUCCUCGGGCUCUCCGGGCCCGCAGCAGCCCCGAGCUACCCCUGGGCUGCCGCUGCAGGGGCUCCUGGCUGUUACUACCUCAAAGCCCGGCGGUGCCCGGGGAGAGGGCACACACGCACCCCCCCACACGCAAAGCUAUUUACACCCUGCAGAAUAUUUAUUCUUCUUUCCCCCUGGCCCUUAAGGACGAUUGUUACUAGCACAGAGGACAGAGAAGGGCAAGAGCCAGCUCCCACAGAUGGCUCCCUGAUGCCCCAGAACACGGCAGGAGGCAGCGGGGUGGGCAGUGGGGCGCUCGAGGCUGUGCAGGUGCCCCGGUCCAGCUCAGCCCCUUCAAACCACACUGCUCCUGGAAAGGCUGACGCGUGUUUUGCCCCGCAAAGAGGCGAGAGAAGCACCAGGCAGUUAUAUCAACUUACAAUUUAUUGGUUUUUUUUUAAAAAAAUGACAUGAAACACAAGUAAAAAUAAAUACAUCAUAUA
Molecule: messenger RNA, 2933 nt
Organism: Colius striatus (speckled mousebird)
Lineage: Eukaryota; Metazoa; Chordata; Aves; Coliiformes; Coliidae
Product: semaphorin-3D-like
Exons: 18
Coding region: 110-2419 (769 amino acids)
Biological process (GO): negative chemotaxis; axon guidance; semaphorin-plexin signaling pathway
Molecular function (GO): chemorepellent activity; semaphorin receptor binding
Source: RefSeq, a predicted model, not a curated record